AUAUUAGGAGCCGCUGCCCAAGGCAUUAGAGCACGUUGGGGUUUUUGUGUGUGUGUUGGGAAGAGGAGGAGGAAGAGGAGGGAAGUCUGCUGUAAAAACAAACGGAGCCCAAACUCUUCGAAGCAUUGCAUGCAGUGUGUUGACGGAAAGGCAGGCGGGGAGAAAGCGGUUAGACGUUCUGGGGGCAAAUACCGAGAAAGAAGAAACUCUUCGCUUCGGUCGCAGAGGACUUUUGAAUGGAUGCGUGACAUGAGCCAUCCCCUAUGCAAAGAAAUAGCAAACUCCAAACCUUUCAGACACCAAGACGAUGGCAAGUCUCUCUGGCUUGAUCCGAUUCGGGGGGCAACUCGUCUGUUUACUCGUCUGUUUACUGAUGGUUUUCAGCAAUUCUGGAGUGCUGGCCCGGCGGAUCUGCUGGCAAGCAAUCAUGCUGUGCCAGCGAGAGCCCGAUUGCAGCUUUGCCUACGAGCAGUACACUGAGGCUUGCAGGUCAGUGUUAAACCUGGAGACCAGGCGGUGUCCCAGCCACUGCUUGUCGGCUCUCAUCCACCUCAACCAAACGCAGAACGGACCCAUGCUGGAGAACUGCGACUGCGUCCACGACGAGCUGUGCAAAAGCACCAAGCGUGCCAUCGAGCCCUGCUUGCCUAGGACCCGAAACCGGGACGGGGUAAUGGGCUGCACCGAAGCCCGCCUGCAAUGCGAGAUGGAUUCACAGUGCAACAACGCCAUGCGCCGCUACCUCCAGAACUGCGGCAAACUUUUCAACGGCAUCAAAUGCACAGAAUCGUGCCGCGAAGUAAUCGAGAGCAUGCUGGUUAUCCCGAAAGCUUUGCUUCUCAAGGAGUGCAUCUGCGAUGGAUCCGAUCGCCCCAUUUGCGAGGCGAUUAAGGACAACAUGGCCAGACUUUGCUUUUUUGGACCCGAGCAUAGCUCUGGUAGUAGCGGCUCGGACAUGGAGCCGGAUGAAUACUGGGACUAUGAAGAUGAUCCAACAGACAACGUUAUCGGCUAUAAUGAUGAUAAUAAUAGAGGCACGAAAAAGUACGCUUCAAGCGCCAGAGACUCCUCUACCGUCCAAGUGCCUAAUGUUUUGACUUUGAUGGCAUCCAUUUUACUACUACUACUACUGAUCGCCCGGUUAUAAUUGAACAAUGCAACUUUUAUAUUCUUAUUCAAUAAAGAAGCGCUGCACUGCCAUCUACAAUAUAAAAAAAAGACAAUUUAUAGACUUUUUAUAUAAAUUUUAAUUCUGGUAAGAUUUGUUUGUAUUUCGUUUGCAUCAGAGAUAUGAAAUUAUUCUCUGGUGCAACUAGUAUAAAUCUUAUAUGACUGGUGUUUUUUAACCAGUAGUUGUGUGCUUGUGUAUAAAGUUACAUUUGGAGAAUAAUUUAUUGCAAUAUAGACUUAACCACAUGGCUUUGAUUUUGCAUCGAGCAGUAAGUGAAUGCAUUGAUUUUACCGGCUAUGGUGCAAAAUUUCAAUACUUUUUACUAAAGGGAAAUGGAUUUAUAUUGAACGAUCGACGUUACCAAUUGAACAAUAUAAGAUGCGACAUAUAGAUUUGAAAAAUCUUUAAAUAUGUAUUUUUGGAAAACGAAAGAUAUAAAAAUUGGCUUUGAUAGAAAUUGUUCUUUUAAAAUAUUUUGUAAGGUUGCCAUUAACGUUGUAUUUUCAUAGAAGCCAUAAAGAGUCAUCUAGUUCAAAACAAUGCCCCAAGACCCUGUGUGUGCGUGUGUUGGGUGAAUGUGAAAAUAUUGGCGUUUCGUUGUUAAUAUUAAUAAGGUGUUUCGCGAACUUUGUGUUCUCCCAAACAUCCAGAGGCUUCGAGCUUGCUGUUUUCACAGCUGACAGCUGGGUCGAGUUUUGACUUUCGGAUAAUUGUGUUUCUUCUGCCUUUCAUACUUUUAUUGCAAGUUGCUGUAGAAAUCAAUAGAACAACCACCUUAUUGAAAAAAAUAAUUCUAAUGCACGGAGAGGCGGAACACUACAAUUGCACAGUAAGCAAUAUUAACAGACAUGCUGAGUCCACACUGGAUGUUUUGUAUGAAGUUUCCGAAGAAACAUUUAAUUUUCUCAUUAUAUUUUGGGAGAUUUAUCUUUUAGUUGCUGCAUAAUGCAACAAAAGGCAGAGUUGUCUACAUAUUUCCAGUGUAAAUACCUCUGAGCAUAAUGUGUAAGAAAAUCUGUUAUAUUUCACUUUUUAACAAAAAAAAACUAAACCGACAAUUGCAUGUGUUGUGGAAUGCAGCCGGUCCACUUGUUUGACCCAUGUGCAUCCACGAGAUGUCUACUUAGUUCCACGGCUGUAAGGGAAAAGGGUCAAAGAUGAGGAUCAUCACAAAAAAAAGCAAAAUACAUCGGAGAAACCAUGCAUAUAAUGUAAUGUCUUCUACUCUGAGUGGCUUUGAGGGCAUUCAGGCUGGGCUCCUGCCAGGGCUCCUGAUCUUCACUCAAACGCCCUUAGAUAAAUAAUUACACUCUUAAGCGCCCGUCGAGUGCUGGUAUACUUGACCUUGUAAAUAAGAGUGUUUGCAGUAAGAAUAAGCUCCAUCGCUUGAAAUCUUUAAACAUUUAACACAAAGCAGGCCCAGUCCUCUGGGGGAUUGCCCGUGCCUCCUCAAGUAAGUCGCGCCACAUCAGCCUUGCAGAACAAGUUUAUUUAUCUUUUCUCUUGCUGUUUAUUUUAUUCUUCAAUGUUGCGGUUGGAAGCCCAGUCAAAAGUUUAACUGCGCCCACAAAUAAACUUACUUUGGUUGACGGAUUUGUUUAACGACCGCAACCCUAUUAUGCGGAUUUUACAUAAAGGGAAACCUGUAUGCUUACAUUUGUAACCGCUGUAAGUAGCUGUUUGCACACCUCUUUAUAUGUACUUUAAAGUGGGUAUGGUCUUCCCGGAAGCAUCUUUCCUCACCUCGCAUACACACUGAAGUAAAUUUAUGUUUUAAUCUUUUGCAAA
Amblyraja radiata (thorny skate) is the source of this 2959-nucleotide messenger RNA. RefSeq names its product growth arrest-specific protein 1. The transcript has a single exon. NCBI's taxonomy places the organism in Eukaryota, Metazoa, Chordata, Chondrichthyes, Rajiformes, Rajidae. Gene Ontology annotation, biological process: regulation of cell cycle. The record is from RefSeq and is a predicted model, not a curated record. Bases 308 to 1147 code for a protein of 279 amino acids.